UGUCGCUCUUCCAACUACACUUUUCAGCUCGAGUUCUCGGUCUGACAGUCUCGCCCUCCACUGUGUCGAGGCCUUUGACCUCGAACUCCGGCUCAAGAUGACGACGGCGUGUCACGGCGGCGCCGGCGGAACGCCACGCACGUCUUUUCCAACACGCUCUUUCCGGAACCGGGCCUCGAGCUAGGAAAGGCAAGACCUUCGGCAAAUUCACUAGAAGAGAUCGCGUCCCCUGCUGCUCUUGACGGCAGUGAUGCCGGAGAGAUGGGGUCGCCUGCCCAUUCGGUCGCCUCGCCAGGAGUAGCCGUUGGCGAUGGCAGGAUCAAAGCCGGGUCGGCGUCGCGUCCGUGCCUGUCCUGGCCCGGAUCCCAUUCAGCUCUGGCCGUGCAGGUGGUGAAGAUCAAAGAGGAAGAAGUGGAAGAGGAGGAGGCGGCGAUGGUUGCUGAUCCCGGGGAUGCCACCACCAUGUCGCCCUCAUGCUCGUGGGGGGCAGCAGCAGAGGAAGUGGUGAGGCCGAUGGAGGGGCUGGGGGAGGUGGGGCCGACGCCGUUCCUGAGGAAGACGUAUGAGAUGGUGUCGGACCCUGGAUCGGACCCGGUGGUGUCGUGGGGUUCAGGCCGGGACAGCUUCGUGGUGUGGGAUCAGCACGAGUUCUCGAAGCAGGUCCUGCCUCGAUAUUUCAAGCACUCCAACUUCUCCAGCUUCAUCAGGCAGCUCAACACUUACGGUUUUAGGAAGAUUGAUAUGGAACGAUGGGAGUUUGCGAGUGAAGGUUUUCAGGCAGGGAAGAAGCACUUGCUGAAGAACAUAAAGAGGAGAGGCAAAUUCAGCAAGCACAGGAAGUCAUCGAGUAGUAGUUUUACCUCGGGGUACCCAAAAGCUGGAAAGGAAGCCAUACUCGAAACGCUUAAGAAGGACCAGGAAGCAUUGAAGGCCGAGAUCCUGAAACUAAGAGAAGAGCGGGAGAAUUCACAGCAUGAGUUUGACCAGGUCGCAGAGCAGGUUCGUUGUGCCGAGUGCAGGCACCAGCAGAUGUUCCUCUUCCUCUACAAAGCUGCCAAAAGCCCGAACUUUGUCCAGCAGUUAAUCCAGAAGAGGAGGCACAAGAGAGAAUUAGACACUCGUGAAUCAAGCAAGAAGAGCAAACUGCUUGAUCCCGAUGGUGCCACCCAAUGCUUGCUUGAAGCAAAGGAUCCCAAGAUUCAAAGCCCAAAAGUUGAUUGCCUGACAAUCAGUGACGAGUCGGCUCAGAUGGAGUCUCAGCCUAAUAGUGUCGUGCUGGAGGAUUUUGAGACCAUUCAGAUGCACAAUCCGUGGCCUUCUCCACUGGGUGGCAGAGAUUUCAGGGUUGUGCAGGGUCAGACGCCGGAUCAGAUGGCCGGAGCUAGUCCAUCGCAUUUGUCUUCAGUUUUCCACGAGAUGUCUGAGAGACUCCUCGAAGACAAUAUGGUCGUUGGUGACAACGUCGCUGAUGUCGAAGAAGUAGAAGAACUGGUGGUGAAUGACUCAAGAAUCUAUCUUGAAUUGGAGGGUCUGAUUGAGAAGCCGUGUGGCUGGAGUGAGUACCCAAGUGGGCCGAUGGAGCAAGCAGCGGGAGUGAUGCCCUAAAUUUCCAUAUCGCAUGAUGCAGCUUUUGCCAUAAUUGGAGAGAAUUUCUUGAGUGAAGUCUCUCUGCUUGACCGAAUGAGGAUAUGCUGGAAACAGGAGGGGAGAGGGAAUCCAACCAUUAAACUAGGAUCUUACGGCAAAUGCCCAUACUUGUCCAGAUGUUGGAAGUUUUUUCCUUUGUAUUGUAUCAGAGUCCCCUGGAUGUUCUUUUCUCUAGUAUGCACUAUUUUUUUCCUUUUUUGGUGUGUUGUGACCAGCUACGUACAAAGAGAAGCUGUGUAUAUAGCGAAAACUUCAAUUUCAGUAUUUUCCAAAUGUUCUGCAUGACCAAAUUCUAAUCA
Molecule: messenger RNA, 1946 nt
Organism: Eucalyptus grandis
Lineage: Eukaryota; Viridiplantae; Streptophyta; Magnoliopsida; Myrtales; Myrtaceae
Product: heat shock factor protein HSF30-like
Exons: 3
Coding region: 262-1605 (447 amino acids)
Biological process (GO): regulation of transcription by RNA polymerase II
Cellular component (GO): nucleus
Molecular function (GO): DNA-binding transcription factor activity; RNA polymerase II cis-regulatory region sequence-specific DNA binding
Source: RefSeq, a predicted model, not a curated record